This is a messenger RNA of Fusarium odoratissimum NRRL 54006, 3631 nucleotides long. RefSeq lists its product as uncharacterized. The coding region runs from base 1335 to 3191 and encodes 618 amino acids. NCBI's taxonomy places the organism in Eukaryota, Fungi, Ascomycota, Sordariomycetes, Hypocreales, Nectriaceae. Gene Ontology annotation, molecular function: DNA-binding transcription factor activity, RNA polymerase II-specific; DNA binding; zinc ion binding. The record is from RefSeq and is a predicted model, not a curated record. Gene Ontology annotation, biological process: DNA-templated transcription; regulation of DNA-templated transcription. The transcript has 3 exons.
CAUGAGCAACACUCAAACUUGACAACUCUCGGCCAUUUUCUUGUCUACUACCCGAAGAGAGUCUCUCAAUGGUACUUCGUCUUUUCUUCAUUUCGCCCUUGGGUUACACCUCUUGACCCGCCCUUGAUUGUAUCUGAUCCGCUCAACCUCAUCUUCAACACCCAUUAACACGCAAGGAUCGAGGGGACCAAUCAGUUCAAUCCUACUUACGAUAUCAAACAGUCUCUCAUAAAAGAGCACGGCCGCCAAGCAAAAAUCAAGCUCCCGUUCCCGUAAUCUCGGGCCCGAAGAUCGCAAACACGCCAUAAUUAUCCAUCCAACGCAUCGCAACGUCCGUUCCCUCUUCUGCAGAUCUGUCCUGUCACUGGCCACAAGCAGAUGGAUGGAUGCAUUUGCAGGUCCCUGACUCUGAUCCCUACCCACAAGCUACUCUACUGUAGGUAGGCAAGUAUCUUACUGUAGGGCUGAGAAUUCCGACAGUCCAGUACCUACAGCUGAAAGAGACUUGCAGCUCAGGGAACCCAUGAGAGUCUCUCAAAUCUAAACAAAAACGCCUCUUUCUGGGGCCUACCCCCGCUCUUCAUUCGCCGCCACGUCAACCCAAUAACGCGUGGCUGUUGCUGUGUCUUAUUGUCUCAGCACACACUCGCCCGGGCCCGACACCUCCUUCGCCGUCGCCUGUACCCCUUGCCCGGCCCCGUGCAGAUCCGGCAUAGGAUACCCACUCCGUCGGGGUCGAAUCAUCCGGCGAUUCGGUCCUCUGAUACAGUUACUGACUGGCCAUGCCCUACCCAAAUGGCAUUCCCGGUGUCCCCGGAUCGGCCCCGCAGCAGCAACAGCAGUCUCAAGUACAGCAACCUCAGGAUCCUUCCGCCAUCAAAUUAACUCGAGGGACCAGCUGUGUGCUUUGUCAACAGCGUAAGGUCCGCUGUGACAAGAACAAGCCGUGUGCCAACUGUGUAAAGGCCAAAGUUGAAUGUCGUGUUAUUCCACCCCAGCCUCCUCGCCGCCGGAAGAAGCGUCUCCAGGAGAAGGACUUGAUCGAUCGGCUAAAAAAGUACGAAACCCUUCUAGCGGAGCACGGUGUCAAAGUUGAUGCCAUCGGGCAUGAAUUAAGACCUGAUGGCCCCCCGGGUGAAGAUGUUGAAGAACUUGAGAACGAUUUUGAAGGUCUUAAGACAACCCCUGAAGCUAGUUCAUCCCCUGCACCAUCUAAUUCAGAGCAACGGACUGGCGGCGGGGCGUGGUUUUCUUAUCACAAGGAGGUAGGCUGAGUUCUCCUCUCGCUCACUACAAUCGUCUAAUAUUCAACGUAGUUUCGAGCCAGUGAACACAUGCUGCAAGACUCCUCUGAUGAUGAACCUGAAGUGGGCUCAAGUAUUCAUCGUGCCUUUGAUCGAAUGUUUGACACUGAUGGGUUUCCUUUCAUCAUUGGAGCUGCCCCAGUCCCUAUCGCGAAUCUUCAUCCUUCCACAAUACACAUCUUCCAGCUCUGGCAAAUAUAUAUCGACAACAUUAAUCCCCUGCUCAAGAUAACACAUGUUCCUACAGUUCAGGCACAGAUCAUAGAGGCGAGCUCUGAUCUCGAAAAUGCACCAAAGAACAUCGAGGCUCUCAUGUUCUCCAUGUACCUCAUGGCGAUCACAUCGCUUGAGGAUGCAGACGUCUACAAACGGUUCAACGAGACCAAAAAGGAGCUCCUGGCAAGAUACCAUACUGGCACACAGCAUGCCCUGACGAAAGCCGGGUUUAUGAGGGUCAACGAUCCUAUUCUCUUGCAGGCGUAUAUUCUUUACCUCUUUGCUGUUCGAUGGUUCGUUGACCCUCGUCAAGUAUUCUGCCUCAUUGGUUUAGCUGUCCGCAUUGCCCAGCGGAUGGGACUUCACCGGGAUCCAGCGCAGUUUGGGCUACCGCCAUUUGAGGUUGAGCAGCGUCGCCGACUGUGGUGGACCCUUGUGGGAUACGAUCGACGGCUAGGAGAGAUGGCAGGAUCAACAGUCACUGCUCUCUCGACCGGCGGCGACUGCAAGAUUCCCAUGAACGUCAACGACUCGGAUUUACAUGUUGACGGUAAAGAGUUACCCACACCACACUCUGGACCAACCGAGAUGCUCUUUUCUCUUACGAGAGUCGAGCUCGCCAUGGCGGUUUCAAGCGAUAGUAAUCGCGACAGCUACAAAAUGAACAACACAGAUAAGAGUCCUGCUGGGACACCUGCUUCCAAGAAUCAAGCUACCAUCCGCCUUGCUGGUCAAGACGGCCCUGCCUAUACGCUCGACGGUUUCUGUGCACACAUAGAAGGCACAUACCUGAGCCAAUGCGACCCUAAGAUCCCCCUGCACUUCUUUACCCUUACCAUGACUCGUCAAGCUAUGUGCAAGAUGCGAAUCAUUAGCUUCCUUGUUCGAAUGCAUAGCAAUGAUGACAAUCUACCUCUUAAAGACGUUGAGCGCGACAGCCUCUUCCUACAAGCCACGCAAAUGAUCGAAUACGACAAUGUCGUCCAGUCAUCCGAGUCCCUCCGGCCCUUCAAAUGGUACUCUAUGCACCACUUUCCCUUUCCCGCCUACAUGUUUCUUGUCCAGGAGCUACGCCACCGCGUCUCUGGCCCAAUGGUAGAGCGAGCAUGGGAUGCCAUCGAAAAGAAUCAUGACCUCCGUGGCCUUCUCAACAACUACCACAACCCUAUGCAUAUGGCAUUUGGUGGCCAUUUCAUCAAAGCCUGGGAUGCGCAUGAAGCUGCCUUGAUAGCUGCUGGCAGACAGGUUCACAGACCAGCUUUCUUGGGACCUUUGCGUGAGCGUGUAGCAGCUCGCCGGCGAGCAAAGCAAGCCAAUCGACCUGUUCCAAAUCCUCCCCAGCCUCCAAUCGGCGUCCCGCAUUCUCAGGUCACGACGCCCUCUUCCACUGGGUUUGCCCCCUCUGUUGGUCACAUGACGCCCGGAACUGUGCACCAUGGCCAACGGGCAAACUCGGGCUCCGUUGCCUCCAGCGACGAGCCUGGUGAGAUGGACUGGACUUAUAUGAUGUCUGGUUACAACGACACUUCAAGUUUCACCCCGAUGGGCGGGUUUGGCAGCUUCAGUGGUGGCUUUGGCGGGGGUAUGCCUGGUAUGCCACCUGGGAUGGGAGGUAUGGGGCGUCCUCCGACUGGUAAUCCUCCAGGUGGUCGCAUGUUUGGUGGGAAUUAGAACACUAUGAGCAGUGAUGUGAUACGAUAUACGAGCGCCAUUGUUCUUUUGUUUAUUUGUUUUGCUCCUUCAAAGUGGAAUGCUUUAUCUUGGAUGUUUGUUUGCAUGAUAGUAUUUGAACAUGAUACAGUAUAUCGGUAUCUAGUAUUCUAUUUUUCUUUUCUUCUUUCUUUUCCUUGGCAACUGCCUCACAUACAGCUCACAAUCCUAGCUCGAACUAGAGUAUACGAAUGGCCACAGAGGCACCGUAAUCACAAGCGCAGUUUGUUCAUGCUGGCAUCUGUAUCAGACUUAAGACGCUCUCACAUCAACUUCUACCCAAUCCUUGGAGAAUGCAGUGUCCUAUUCAAGAUAUAUAAGCUAAAUAACUUACUGGGCACGGCUGAGGACCACAGAUCGGAAGCGCACCCAGCCUAUUCAGACGUUGGCUUUUACUCAUA